CGCGUACAUAAAUGACGACAUUACAUUCAAUAUGGCUGUCAAAUAUUACAACGCUGCAGUUUGACAGCUAAACACUUCCAAACGCACGCUUGUCAUUAAAGAAAAAAGUAAGAAAUGGGAAGUGGUGGAUCGAAAGCCAAGACGGUUAAGAUUAAAGAAAUAGAGGACACAACCAAGUCAGACAAACGCCGGAAAUCCAAUUUAAGCAACAGAGAAUCAGAGCUGCCUCGUACGCCGGAACACCGCAAGCCACCAAAAGGCAUCCGGCGACCUUCCCCUCAUAGACACAAUCGAGGCUCCGGGUCGGCACCGCCCGCGGAAAACUUCGUGCCCUACGAGGCAGAGGACCUGAGUCUUACUGGCGACUGGGAACUGGAGAAAAGCAUAGAUAAUGAAACGCCGCUCGAGGACAUCGCGUACCCGGCCCCGCGACCCGGAAACCCCGCGGCGGACAGAAACGAACUGCAGAAAGUCGACUUUGAGGUCAUCAAGUUUCAGAUAUUCAGGUCCCUUGUUCGGGCUUCAAACUACUGUACGUUGAGCCACACAAAUCCAAUCAGCCCAAAGGGAACAUUUAUGGGAGUUGCCAUGGCACUGACGGCGCCCCACGACCUAGAUAUCGCGCGGGUUCGAGCCUUGGUCACCUGGCUAGGGUGCCAGAAGAUCCGGUCGCGCCAGUACGGUUCAGACACAAAGAAAGGCACAGUGCUUGGAUACAUGAAACAGAUAAAAGAUCUGCAGGGGACGUUUGCUGGGCUUUUAACACUUUUAUGCAGGUCCGUCAAUAUCCCGUGCGUCAUUGUCAAAGGGAUAUACCGGUCCUCGAACCAUCGCGUAGGAGAAGAUGACGUCACAGAAUCUCGCUGCACGUGGUGUGCCGUGUACAUGGACGGCGCGUGGCAGCUGGUUCAUCCGUACUUGAUGUGCACGCCGCUGUCAACAAAAUCGCCCUCAGACGACUGGAAGUUAAUCGAGUCGACCAAAUCCGAAGUGCCGCCGACGAAGGGCACCAUCUUAAACAAUUUUUUCUUCGUACCUAAGCCUUCGGAUUUCAUUCUUUUCUGCUUUCCGGACGAGAAAAAGUGGCAACUCCUCGAGGACGCAAUUCCUUACCAAAAGUUUAUCAAGUCGCCAUUCUUACGCUCGGCAUUUUAUGAAUCAGGAAUGCAACUGAAAACAACCGCAUCGAGUAUUCUUAAAUCCGAAGGGGGAAAAUGCACGAUUAAAAUUCAAUGUACCCAAGAAAAUGCCAACAAAACUGUACUCAUGUACGAUCUCUUUAGCCUUGACCUUGAACUGAAGUGGGGCCCGGAUGAAGGUCGCGUGGUGCUGUGUGGACGUAACGAGGACACGUGGAACGUGCAAGUGAAGUUUCCAGUUGAGGGAACCUACAAAUUGUCACUAUUUGCACUCAUCGACGACAGUUGGUUCUUUUGGAUAGGAGACUUCAAGAUCGUUUGCGAGGAUCCCUAUCACAACUUCGUACCCGCACCGUUCGUACCCGAUGAUGUGGGGUACGGACCGAGCACACUGAGCGAAAGGGCGGGGCUACUUUGCCCUUCCCAUGAGGGCGGGAUAGUCUUCUACAAACCAAAGGAAACCCACGUGAUCAAGUUCCUAGUUGUAGAAAAAAUCGUUUUAAGAUACGCCUUGGAGCACUCGAAGUACAGUACGGCGUCGCUGGCGCACCACUGCCGAUUGACAAAACACAAGGGCGAGGUGGACCUGGCCGUCACGCUUCCACUUCCCGGGCAGUUCGCGCUGCGCGUUCUCAAGGGCAACGCGCACGGGGAUUUCGAGAACGUCAUCAACUACCUAUUCACGAGCGAGGACGACGGGAGAAGCAGAGAGAACGUGUUUCAGCGGAAGGCGCGCUGGAACCUCCGGGAGGCUUCCGCGGGAAGGAACGUGAUAGCGCUCGAGGGCGCCCUCGCAAAGUUCACCAGCGUCAAGCUGGAGCCGGAUGACGACCACCUGAGGGGCUCUCGCAGACUGAGAUACUUGAAACUCAAGAAAGGUUUACGCGAUGGACGUAUGCGACGUCAUGAGGAUACGUUAGCUAAAGCGGUGGAUGAGGCGGAGAUGUCAACGUUCCGGGUCGCGUUACGUCACAACAUUGAUAAAGCGAAGGCCUUACUGGCCACACUUCAGGACAUCGAGAUCACGUGCCAUAGCGUCCUUAAUCUCGAGCAAAAGACUAUCUCUGAGAUAGCGAACUUUGCGAGCCCACCUAAGGACGUCCACUUUACGAUGAUAGCAACGUAUCUAUUGCUGGGGGAGAAAAAGCAACACUUGAAGAAAUGGGGCAACAUCCAGACGCUGUUGCGACGACAGGGCAAGGAGAGUAUCAAGAACCGCAUCAAUAACUUUGCUGAGACUCCCGCCCCGGACAAGAGCACGGUAAAGAGGGCGCAGAAGUUUCAUGAUGCCGUGCCCAAACCCUACAUCGUAUCCGCCAGUCUGGCAGCCGCCGCAUUCUACGACUGGGUCAGCGAAGUGCUCUCGCAUUUAAAUAAUUGUUCCCUGAAUGCAACGGAUGGUGACGACUCCGUUGAAAGUCAAGACCUUGACCUUUCAGAAAGUGUUUACCUUGGUAAUAAGGAUGAUGAAAAUCCAGGAAACAGCCCCAGAGACAAAGCUUUCUUGGAUGCAUGAUUCGUUGAGAUUCGUUGAGAUUAAUAGUCCCAAGAAAAAGGACUGUUUAAGUUUGCCUUUCUUGCAUUUGUAUAUCUGAUCCUUGUUAACUAUGUUCGUGUGUGUAUUGAUAAUAUCUGUGGACGUUGUGGCGAUUCAUUAUCAUUCUCAAAAUACAAAAUGUACAUACACAUGUAUACAAAUGUUCACACAUAUAUCCUUAAAUUGUACCAUGAAGUGCCAUAUUUGUGAUUUAAAAAAAACGUUCAUGCCUAUUAAGUCUGUGUCAUAUAUUUAAAAAUGAUAAUUUAAAAUUUCAACCUUGUUUUUGUAUAGUAGAGAACAAAAUGUAUAUAUAGGCGUAAAUGCUAUAAAUGAAAUUUAACCAA
This is a messenger RNA of Dreissena polymorpha, 3023 nucleotides long. RefSeq names its product kyphoscoliosis peptidase-like. The transcript has 12 exons. NCBI's taxonomy places the organism in Eukaryota, Metazoa, Mollusca, Bivalvia, Myida, Dreissenidae. The record is from RefSeq and is a predicted model, not a curated record. Bases 115 to 2655 code for a protein of 846 amino acids.